AUGAUCCACCACCACGGUCCCGUACACCACCUGGAACACUUUGACCUCAAUGAACUGGAAUCUCACGCUAUUCAGCAUAGUAUCAAUCCUCGCAAUCUCAACCCAAGCACUGCACAGCCACUACCAUCAACACACAAUGGUCAGCCCAGCAAGCCUCAAUGGCAAGUCCGUCCACCCACAGCAGACAACAUCUUCAAGAAGCCCCUUGCUCUUCACUCCACCAGCCCUAUGACCGGCUUCCUGCGCGACGGCUACUGCCACGUACCCGCCGGUGACUUCGGUAACCACGCCGUCGCAGCAAGCGUGUCCAAGGAGUUCCUCGACUUCACAGCGUCUCGUGGAAAUGACCUGCGUAGUGCAGGGUUGACGCCAGGUUGUAAAUGGUGUCUGUGUGCGAGUCGCUGGAAAGAGGCGUUUCUGGCGCGGAAGAAUGACACCGAUCCAGUGGUACCCAAGGUGUGGCUGAACGCGACGAACGAGAAGGCCCUGGGCAAGGUGGAGUUGGAGGAGUUGAAAAAAUUUGCUGCUGACAAGGAGGAAUGA
Messenger RNA from Pseudovirgaria hyperparasitica, 543 nucleotides. RefSeq lists its product as uncharacterized. The transcript is spliced from 2 exons. NCBI's taxonomy places the organism in Eukaryota, Fungi, Ascomycota, Dothideomycetes, Acrospermales, Acrospermaceae. Bases 1 to 543 code for a protein of 180 amino acids. The record is from RefSeq and is a predicted model, not a curated record.